AUGUUUUUCACUGAGCGUCUGAUGUUGCGAGGUCUCGACCCAGAAGUUGACAAUACCAUCUGGCUUCAAUGGACUAACACAGUGGAAUCACUAUUUGCCAUAUCGAUGCAGGGUCCUCAGCCAUGGACACGCGAGAGGUCAAAACAAUUUCUCGAGACGCGCGCGAAGGAUGUAGACGCUCUACCUUGGUUCAUCAUCUGCGAAAAGCCUGCUUCCGAGAACGAGUGCCCUUCGGCGCUUGGACCAAAUGAUGAUUACUUUCGCACCGCAGAUGGUAAUGCUAGGUACCCGGCGAUCGGUAUGCUUGCCAUUGAUAAGGUUGGCAAAGGUACAGCUGUAAACAGAGUUGUAUCCUUCGGGAUUUUAUUCACUAAAGAUCAUCAAGGUACCUACUCUAUGGACACCAACACAAGAUAUUAUGGCAUAGUUCGACUGCUGAAGCUCGAGCANGGGAAAGGACUAGGUACCGAAGUUUUACGUUGGAUGUGCGAUUACAUCUUCACGACCCUUGGCUAUCAUCGCAUCGAGCUCAGUCUCGACGCAACGAACGAUAGGGCAUUGAAUUGCUACCGCCACGUAGGCUUCGUCGAAGAAGGACGGCGGAGAAAGCAGUUCUGGCGCGAGGGCGAGUGGAGGGACGUUCUCGAGAUGGCUAUGCUUGAGGAGGAAUGGUUCGGGGAACACCGCUUGCACCUUCAGUGA
This is a messenger RNA of Aureobasidium musti, 702 nucleotides long. Lineage: Eukaryota; Fungi; Ascomycota; Dothideomycetes; Dothideales; Saccotheciaceae. The record is from the annotation of a GenBank genome assembly.